Molecule: messenger RNA, 2974 nt
Organism: Penaeus vannamei (Pacific white shrimp)
Lineage: Eukaryota; Metazoa; Arthropoda; Malacostraca; Decapoda; Penaeidae
Product: transient receptor potential channel pyrexia
Biological process (GO): transmembrane transport; monoatomic ion transport
Cellular component (GO): membrane
Molecular function (GO): protein binding; monoatomic ion channel activity
Source: RefSeq, a predicted model, not a curated record
AUGCAGUUUGAUAAUGCGAUUGAUUCUACUGCCACUAGAAGUGACGAGGAGAAACUCCGCAACGCUGUCAAGAGCCUUCCUCAGAAAGCGAUAAACCACGUGUUCCCUCACCCUGUGUAUUCCCCUGUGCUUCACGUAGCUGUGCAAAAUAACUCCCUGGAACUGGUUCAAAUUCUCCUCGCUGCAGCUGCUGAUCCCAAUGCUAGGGACCAGCGAGGUAAGAAGUUUUGUCCUAUCCACUACGCGACGCAGAAUGGCAACAAAGAGAUUCUCGAAGCCCUGCUGAAGGCCGGCGCGGAUCCCAACGCCAAAGAAGGAGAGUUUGGGCGAACUUCUCUCCACAUCCUGGCCACACGAUGGAAGACCAACGAGGAUGAUUACAAAGCCUUCCUGGACGUUCUCUUGAGUUACAAAAAGAUCAAGAUUGACAGCUUGGACAGCAACGGUUCCUCGCCGUUGUACAUGGCAGCCAUGAAGUCCUGGGAAUACAUGGUGCGGCAAAUGAUCUUGAAGGGAGCCAACAUCGAGAGCGCCGUCGGCAACAAGACAGCUGGCGACAUUAUUCGCAAAAAGUUGCCUGGGCUUCUGGAAACCAUUGAUUUCUCCGUGAUCGAGAAGCCUAAACGAUUCUAUGGGGAAGAACUCUAUGAUGCUCUCAAAGAUGGAGAUGUUGACUUGUUUAGAGAAAUUCUUCAGGAAGUGGACAAUUCCGAUGAAGUGAAGUAUAAAGCGUCCAUUAUCGAGGAGGACCACGGGGAAUACACACUCCUACAAUAUGCCUGCGAUAACGGGAUGCAGGAUUUUGUGGAGGUCCUCCUGAAACACGGGGCCAAUCCUGUACGAAAGGAUGACACCAGCAAGAUGUCACCUAUCAUGUAUGCAACGAGAAAUGGUUACUACAAAAUUGUCGAAAUGCUGAUUGAUUCCAUGAAGUCCCUGAGGGAACUGGAAAAGGGGGCACUGAAGCAAUGUGAUCAAAGGAAGGAGACCCCCCUCCACAAGGCAGUGAAGCGAGAGUAUCCCGAGAACAGUGAAGACGUCGAUUAUAAGAAGUGCCUGAACCUGCUCUUGGAGAAGAAACGUUACCUUGACAUUGAUGCCCAGGAUGAGUUUGAUAACACACCCCUCCAUUACGCGGUUCUCUGUGAUGACCAAAGCUUUGUCCGCACACUGCUUCUGAAUGGGGCUCAUCUGGGCAUUAGGAACAAGUUCGGAACCCUUGCUAUCACUCGCAUCCAGGCGUCAGUACUCGAGGAAGUACUUAAUGACUGUAUUAAGUAUAAGAACAAUGUAGCUGAUCGAGAUUUCGAAAUUAUCAUGCAUUAUAGCAUGCUAGCCCCUGCACAGGCCUCGCAGCAACCAGAGACUGAGUGCCUGAGGUUUCUUAGUAGCUCGCGCAAGCAUCGUCGCCUUCUUUUGCACCCUAUAAUAGACACCUUCCUCUUCCUGAAAUGGCAGAGGAUUAGGCAGUAUUACUUCUUUAAUAUAUUCGCUUACACGGCCUUCCUUAUUCUUCUUACUGCAUAUGUAUUGAUAUACUUUGGAACAUUUAUAGAUCCUUCCGAAGCCACUCCUCAGAAUGAAACGGAGGUUGCAAGUUUGAACAGUCCAGCGGAGGAGUCCAUCGCAGACCAAGGUAUGACUGUGGAGAAAAUGAAAGAAGCACUGAUGGAGAACUUGGUCAUUAAAUUCCUCCUUAAAGCAGUUAUUUCAAUCUUCGCACUCUAUAUCGCUGUACGAGAAGGAGUCCAGUUCUGCGUGUCCUGGAGACUUUAUGUGUCACGUUUGGAGAACUGGCUUGAGAUUUCCAUUGUGGUGUUGACGUUCGUGCUCCUCUUCCUCCCCCUGAGCGCAGGGCCGCAGCAGAGUCUCUCGGCGUGGCUGGUUCUCUUCUCGUGGAUCGAGUUCAUCUUGCUGCUUGGCCGUCAUCCCUACCUGGCUGUGUACAUCACCAUGUUCACCACCGUCACCUAUAACUUCCUCAAGUUCAUCAUCAUGUUUUCUUUCAUGAUUGUCGCCUUCAGCAUUAGUUUCUACCUUGUGUUCCAAGUUGACGAUAACUUUAAGACGUAUCACCAGUCACUCCUGAAGACUAUAGCCAUGACCACAGGUGAAAUUGAAUAUACAGACCUUCCCCUCUCCACCCUGCCUGUUUCAUCACAUUUGCUGUUUGUAUUGUUUGUUUUCCUCAUUGUUCUGGUGCUGAUGAAUCUCCUCAAUGGUCUGGCCGUCAGCGAUAUCCAGCAGAUUCAGCAGGAAGCGGAGAUCGUCAGUUACAGCAGUCGCGUUGAACUCAUCUCGUACAUCGAGUCCGUGUUCCUGGCAAGCCCAUUUCAGAGAAUUCUUCCGGGGCCCAUCACGUGCUGCGAAAAUGGCGGAGACGACUGCUUCCUCGCGACGUGUCUGGAUUCCUCCAACCCAGCGACAAAGCUCCUGAACUGGAUGGGGCGGAGGACGCUCAUGUUCCAGUCCUGCCUCAGGGAGCGCCGCAUAACCGUGUACCCGAACCGAGGCAUGGACCGCUGGCACGUCUGCGAUUGCCAUUCGUUCCAUUUGAAGGAAGCUCAGAUCGAAGCUGCAAAGGACGUCGUACUCGAGAAAGAACAUUCGGUUUCCGAUCACCGCUUGUCUAGUCUGGAGUACCGCCUUGAUGAGGUUAUGGCUGCCAUUUCGUCCUUGGCGGAUAAGGUUAACAAACAUGUACUGUGUCCUUCCCCGUCCUCCCAGUGACUAUGUCGCUCUUCGCGCUCUCUCACUGAAAUAAGCAUGUAGUUUGUUCUGAACUUUUUCUGUGCAUUUGGUGCUUUAACAGAUUGAAGCAACGUACCUGCAAUGAAUAACAAUGUUAUGAAGGAUUUCCCUAUAAGUGUUUUCACGUUUUAUUUCUAAUUGGUUGUGUGUGUGUGUGUGUGUGUGUGUGUGUGUGUGUGUGUGUGGUGUGUGUGUGUGUGUGUGUGUGUGUGUGUGUGUGUGU